Molecule: messenger RNA, 1929 nt
Organism: Galendromus occidentalis (western predatory mite)
Lineage: Eukaryota; Metazoa; Arthropoda; Arachnida; Mesostigmata; Phytoseiidae
Product: basic proline-rich protein-like
Exons: 6
Coding region: 1-1929 (642 amino acids)
Biological process (GO): nuclear polyadenylation-dependent snoRNA catabolic process; nuclear mRNA surveillance of mRNA 3'-end processing; nuclear polyadenylation-dependent rRNA catabolic process
Cellular component (GO): TRAMP complex
Molecular function (GO): RNA binding
Source: RefSeq, a predicted model, not a curated record
AUGUCCGUCGCGUAUACCCCCUCGACUACGAAGUCGCCCCCCUCAACCAGUCCAGGACCGCAAAACAACUCUGCGAACCAGAGAGGUCCCCCGAACGCUGCUCAAAUCCAGAGGAUGCUCGACGAGAAUGCUCAGCUCAUCCAAGCGAUCGCUGACAGUCAAGCCAAGGGUAAAACCCAGGAGUGCAUGCAUCAUCAGAGCAUCUUGCACAAGAACCUUGUGUACUUGGCACAGCUCGCGGAGGUGGCUCCACAACAAGUCAUACAGUCCAUGCUACCGCCUCCCGGCUUGACGCCGUCCGACAUGCCGAAUGCUGGAUCGCCAGGAUACCCGCCCGGGUUUAUGCCGGGAGGCUAUACUCAUAAUGGGCCUCAGAGACCCCCGUACGGUAUGGCUGGAGGACCAGGACCUGAAGGACCGCAACCCGGACAACCCUAUCCGAGACCCGGAUUUCCUCCUGCCGGAUUCCAAGCUGGAUACCCCGGAAUGCAAUCAGGCACACCUUACCAGGGUCACUACCAGGGCCAACCCGGUCAACCCGGUGGGCAGUAUCCCCCGAUGAGUGCUAUUCAGAACGGGCCGCCACCUCAUUUUGCUCAACAGAACUCCGCGCAGCCAUCACAGGGUCCUGCCGGUUCUCAAGCUCCUCCUGGUCCUCCCACGGGACCAGCAGGAGCACCCCAGCAGAUGAAGAAUGGUCCCUUACAUCCUUCCGGUCCCGCGAGAUCUCCUGGCACGGGACCAGCACUGCAGCCAGCUGCGAAUUCCCCUGCACCGUCCGCACCCCCACCAGCGGCAGCGAAUCCUCAACCGGCAUCGAGUCCUCCCAAUCCGGGCCUGGGGAACUCAGGGCCCCAACAGCCGUCCAUGCAGCAACAUCCGCAGCUACCGCCACCUCCGCAGCAGCCAACACAUCUCCCUCAACAGAUUCAACAGCAGCAGCAGCAGCAACAACAACACCCGCCUCCGCCUCCUCAACAACAACAACAACUCUCGCUACCGCCACAGCAACAACAGCUCCCCCAACCACCACAGAAACAACAACAGCUCCCACAGCCCUCUCAACAGCAGCUACAGCAGCAACAGCAUCAGCAACAACAGCAGCAGCCCCCUCAGGUUGUUCAACAACAUCAGCCUCCCCAGCUCUCGCAGCCGCCCCAACAGCAGCCGCAGCAACAGCCCCCACCUCAACAACAGCAACAGCAGCAACCUCCUCAGCAACAACCGCCGCCACAAUCGACUCCUGUCGCACCCCAGGCGCCGCCGGUUUCAUCUCCCGCGCCGACACCUCCAGCAGCAUCGGGACCGAGUCCUGGCCCACCAGGACCGCCCAGCCAGUACGCAGGACCCCCCGGCCACAUGGGACCGUAUCCCGGCCCUCCAGGACAAGCCUAUCCACCAGGGGCAUUCCCGCCUGGACAAGGCCCUCCGCCUGGUCAACAAUAUCCGCCUAGUGGGCCCCCGGGACCCUAUAGCGGACCUCAGCAGUAUCCACCGGGCGGCUUCCCGCCGGGCCAAGGUCCUCCAGGUCAAUAUCCAGGUCCGGGUCACCCAGCGUAUCCGGGUCCACCGGGUCCACCGGGUCCUCCGGGUCAACAGUAUCCCAGCGGGUUCCCGCCCGGCGCAUUCCCCCCGGGACAGGCUCCUCCCGGGCCACCGGGACCUCCCGGGCCCCCAGGACCGAGCGGACCUAUCGGCCCUCCUGGACCAUCAGCGCAGCAGUAUCCGCCGGGCGCUGGACCUCCUGGUCAGUACCAACAUUAUCCCGCUCAAUACCCGCCACCCGCCGGACACCCGUAUCCCCCACAUGGGCAGUACGGUGGAGGCCAGUAUCCUCCUCCUCCUCAAGGAUACCCUCAGCAGUAUCCUCCUCCCCCUCCUCCUCAAAGUUACCCUCCGCAAGGUUAUCAAGGUGGCUACGGGAGGUAA